AAACUUCAAAGGGGAAAAAGAAUAAAAUUGAAUUGCGGGAGUUUUGUUGUGAAGUCACUGCAUAUUAUUCAUUUCGGUCUUUAAUUUCUGAAGUCGAUAACCACGAUGCUGUUUAGCUCAGCUUCAUCUGCUGCUCUCAAUAGAUUGUGCUGAAACUCCUUGGACGAAGUUAUUCUUGUCUGUGUUGAAUUGAUUGAGCUUGUUGGUUUAGUGUUAUUAUUCUAUUGGGUGUGCGUAUAUAUAUAUGCUUCGCACGCAAUUGUAAUGGCUGCCGUUAAGUUUUCGAGAUUGGCAAGAUCACUCAACUCCUCUUUAAAUUUCGCGAAUGGUAUUGAUGUCAGAUCUUCAUUCGCCUGUUUAAACCGUAGUUACCAUGCUAGUGAGUUACAUUCCUCCCGAGAUUAUGCUGCCAGAUGUUUUUCGGUGGUAGGUUUGAGCACUGCUAGUCAAAGGAAGAGCAUUGGGAGCUCAUAUUUAAGUAGGCCAUUGGAUAAUUGGGGUUUAAGAAGUGUGUCUUUUGGUGGGAGUAUCCCUGCCUGGAGUCCUCGAUUGUAUUCAUCAUCUGUAGGUGGUAAACGGAAUACUCCUGGAGGCUCAGAUCCUGCCAUUUCUGGUGUUAGUGAGUCUGGUAUGAGUGCAGGUGGGUCUGAUGGAGGUGAGUGGGUUUUGAAGGCAAGGGAAGCUUGGCAAGGUGUGGUGGAUGCUGUGACUUCUACAGGAGAAAAGGCGAAAGAGGCUUCUAGUGAAAUGACACCUUAUGUUCAGCAAAUGAUUGAUGCUCAUCCAUAUCUGAGAGACGUUAUUGCUCCUGUUAGUGGUACUUUGUUAUGUACUUUACUGGCUUGGGUGGUUAUGCCGAGGUUUUUGAGGAGGUUUCAUAAGAUCUCAAUGGAAGGGCCUGCUGCUUUGUUGUCUCAAACCUCAUUAUGGAGGCCUGUACCUUAUGAAGAAAGCAUCUGGGGUGCUUUGGAGAGUCCGGUUCGGUAUCUGAUCACCUUUAUGGCUUUUACCCAAAUUGCUGCUAUGGUGGCACCAACCAGCAUUGCAUCACAGUACAUUAUACCAGCUUGGAAAUGUGCUGUUAUUCUUUCUUCUGUCUGGUUUCUACAGAGAUGGAAAACAAAUGUUAUUAGUAGAGCCUUGGCCGGAAAGAGCAUUGAAUUGGGUGAUCGAGACAGGUUGUUCACUCUGGAGAGAAUAUCAUCUGUUGGUCUCUUUGCCAUUGGAAUAAUGGGGUUAGCUGAGGCAUGUGGGGUACCAGUACAAUCAAUUCUGACUGUGGGAGGAGUAGGAGGGAUAGCUACUGCUUUUGCUGCCCGAGAUGUCAUUGGGAAUAUUUUGAGUGGACUGUCUUUACAGAUUUCCCGGCCUUUUACUGUUGGAGAUACGAUAAGAGCUGGAUCUGUGGAAGGUCAAGUUGUAGAAAUGGGGAUGACAACUACGUCCUUGUUGACUGCAGAGAAGUUCCCAGUUAUUGUUCCAAAUUCCUUGUUUACUAGCCAGGUUAUAGUGAACAAAUCACGUGCUCAAUGGCGUGCCUUGGUCACGAAAGUUCCUUUGCACAUUGAAGACUUUGAGAAGAUCCCACAAAUAUCAGAAGACAUCAAGAAUAUGCUGAAAUUAUAUCCAAAUGUUUUCUUGGAAAAGGAGGUGCCCUAUUGUUUCUUGUCUAAACUAGAAAGAACAUACGCAGAACUAACUCUGGGAUGCAAUCUAGAACAUAUGAGCAAGGACAAGAUGUUUUCGACAGAGCAGGACAUUCUUCUGCAAGCCGCCCGUAUCAUCAAGCAACAUGGAGCUACUUUAGCUGACCUGCACUGAAUAUGUAGAAACAUUUUCUGAAUCUUGAAUUUAGGCUUUUCAUGUGCAAACCAACAUGCAUUUUGAUACCCAGCACAGGCAAAAGAAUGUGAAUAUGCCACACAUCACUCUUCCCGGUUAGUGCACACAUACAAGAGUUGAUUUGUUUACCAAUUGUUUCAAUCCAUUGAGUUUUUUUUUUUUU
This is a messenger RNA of Ipomoea nil (Japanese morning glory), 2005 nucleotides long. Its product is annotated as mechanosensitive ion channel protein 1, mitochondrial-like. The record is from RefSeq and is a predicted model, not a curated record. Gene Ontology annotation, biological process: transmembrane transport. The transcript has 7 exons. The coding region runs from base 265 to 1821 and encodes 518 amino acids. Lineage: Eukaryota; Viridiplantae; Streptophyta; Magnoliopsida; Solanales; Convolvulaceae. Gene Ontology annotation, cellular component: membrane.